UGCUGCUGGCGAAGCUGGAGGAAAACAAAGGAGCGUCAGACAAGGAGGAGGACAGCCAUGGCCAAGGCAGGGAGCACUCUGCUCCCCUCCCUUUUGGCUGACGCUGGUCCAACGGGACGGAACCAAGGACGCUGCGGGACUACGGCGGCGCCUCCGGUUUUGACGGCGGUGGUGCGGAAGCGCUGCCGGAUUUUUGCGGUGGCGACUCCGGUUUUCACGACGGUGGUGCGGAAGCGCUGCCCGAUUUUUGCGGCGGCGACUUCCGUUUUGACGGCGGUGGUGCGGAAGCGCUGUCGGAUUUUUGCGGCAGCGACUCUGGAUUUUUGCGGUGGCGACUCCGGUUUUGAUGGCGGUGGUGUGGAAGCGCUGCCCGAUUUUUAUGGCGGCGCCUCCGAUUUUCUCGGCGGUGGUGAGGAAGCGCUGUCGAAGUUUUGCGGCGGCGACUCCGGUUUUGACGGCAGUGGUGCGGAAGCGCUGCCAGAUUUUUGCGGCGGCGACUCCGGUUUUGACGGCGGUGGUGCGGAAGCGCUGCCAGAUGUUUAUGGCGGCGCCUCCGGUUUUGACAGUUGUGGUGCGGAAGCGCUGUCGGAUUUUUGCGGCGGCGACUCCGGUUUUGACGGCGGUGGUGCGGAAGCACUGCUGGAUUUUUGAGUCGACGACUCUGGUAGGUAGAAGAAUGAUUGCUAUGGAGACUGACCUUGCCUGUUGGAGAAAAGAAAAAGGAUUGUCUUCCUUUACUUCUUACCUGUUGCAUGUCAAAAAUGAUUCGUUUGUUUUGAAAAACGUUAAAUUUGUGUGCACCAUAAAAUGAAUUUGCUUGAAAUAA
This is a messenger RNA of Chara braunii, 826 nucleotides long. Lineage: Eukaryota; Viridiplantae; Streptophyta; Charophyceae; Charales; Characeae. The record is from the annotation of a GenBank genome assembly.